CUGCACUGUUUCGCGACUCGACAUCGCGCGCUACAACAUGGCAGGCAAAGCGGCAGGCGCCAAUCCCCUCGUUAUUGCAGGUAGACCAGACACAUCGCUCAACGUCCAGUUGCAUCCACUCGUACUGCUCACCAUCUCCGACUACAUCACACGACACACGAUCCGCCAGCAGCAGGGCCCUGCACUCGGAGCUGUCAUUGGCCAACAAAAUGGCCGCAACUUCACUCUCGAGCACGCUUACGAGUGCAAACUGGCCGACGAAAAGACAAGCAGCGUGUCGUUAGAUGGCGAAUGGUUCAACGAGCGCCUCGAGAUGUACAAGGAGGUUCACAAGGAGCCAGCGCUCGAUCUGGUUGCUGUCUUCGCUCUUGGUCCAGUCGAUGGCCCGCAGCCUAGUCAUCUUCCACUCUUGGAGCAGGUCAAGACCAUCACCAACUCUGACAGUAUUCUACUGCUGCUCUUCCACCCAGAACUGGUGGACAGUUUGCAAGGCGGGAAGCUGCCGAUCAGCCUGUACGAGCCUGUGGAGGAGACUGGCGGCGAUCAGACGCAGACGCGCUUCAAAGAGCUGGCUUACGAAGUUGAGACGGGAGAUGCAGAGAGAAUCGGAGUAGAUUUCGUUGCGAAGGGCAGCGGAACUGCAACAGCCGUGACUAAAGUGGAGUCUGCAUCGACUGCUGGAGCUUCAAAGGCGAAAGAUGCAGCCAAAAGCAAGGGUAAAGGUAAGGCGAAGGACGGCGAGGAUGGCGAGGCAAACGGCAUUGCUGCAUCGAAUGUGCUCUCGCCAGAAGACGAUGAGCUCAUCUCAUCGCUUCAAGCCAAAGUCAACGCUAUCAAGAUGCUGAAUGAGCGCCUCAACCUGAUUCGCAAGUAUCUCACCUCGCUUCCGCCAAGCUACCUUACAGAUGCCACAUCCACGGCCGCGCCUCCAGAAGGCACAAAUCAUCCACUUCUUCGCAGCGUGAAUGCGAUGCUCUCAAGACUUCCACUUCUUGCGCCACCCACGGGCCAGCAAAUUGCGACUGACACGCAAGAGCCGAAGACUCUACUCCAGCAGGCAGGAGAGCGGGAGAAGCAAGACGUGCACAUCACGUCUCUGCUUGCCAGCCUCACACGGUCAAUAUCAGAAGCUCAGAGCAUGGGUGCCAAAUUUGGCAUUGUUCAGAAGGAUCGUCAUCUGAAAGAGUCACGCAACGGCUUUGGCAGCCGGGGCGGACGCAUGGGUGGCUUUGGAGAAGAAUCCGCCAUGGCCGACAACGGCGCGUUUUAGGAAGACCCGUCGAACGGAGGCUAUGGAGGCAGCUCCUCUGCACUGGGUGCACUGGCCAAUGGUUUGGUCAGUGCCCGGCGCUGGUUUCGGUAGGAUGGCUGCACGAGCGAUACGAUGACAUGAGUUAUGAGGAAGCAUUGCAAUGGCGUUUGGGCAGGUCGCAAGACGCAAGAGACGCAUAGAAAUUGCAUCAAGGGUGAAUGCAGAUGGUGACACCGCGCAGAAAGUCGCUAGGUCGUAGACCAGAUACUCGAAAUGGGAAGAGCUAUGUAAUCUU
This is a messenger RNA of Pseudocercospora fijiensis CIRAD86, 1547 nucleotides long. RefSeq lists its product as uncharacterized. Bases 38 to 1270 code for a protein of 410 amino acids. The record is from RefSeq and is a predicted model, not a curated record. Gene Ontology annotation, biological process: protein deneddylation. Gene Ontology annotation, cellular component: COP9 signalosome. NCBI's taxonomy places the organism in Eukaryota, Fungi, Ascomycota, Dothideomycetes, Mycosphaerellales, Mycosphaerellaceae. The transcript has a single exon.